AUGAGCUCGGCCCGUGUCGCCAACCCUGUCAAGGAUAUCGCACAGAAAACCCUCCAGGCUAAUAAAGAUCACCAGUACGCCCUGAAAGUUUAUACAGAGCGACUAGAGUCUGAACUAGCCACAGUCGAUAAACUGCUGACCUCUGCCGAAUGGGAGGAGCAGGACGAUGAAGCGGAUUUGGAUGUCGGCGGCUUCGUCCUAGUCCCGGGCUCCGUGAAGCCUUCCGGCCCAAUCGCUCAUGGUGACUUUCUAUCAAAGGAGUCACCCUUUCGGGAUGAUGCGACCAGGAGACAGAGGUACUUAGAGCUCACGACCAUCCAUCCCAUGAAGGCGAAAGAACUGGAUGCUCUGGCAGAAGCUGUCCGGACGGAGAAUUACCGUAUGCACGCCUACGAGGCGCAAAGACGCGGUCAAAAUGCGCUCACCAGUCUUAAUCAACAGCCGCAAAGCUACUUUGAACUCAACAAGGAGGGCAUCGACUGGGAACGAGUCGCCUCCAAGGUAUCAUCUUCGAUAUCCUCCUAUGUCCAGCGAUCGGCGAAAGAAUGCGAGAUCCGCUGGCUUGGGGAUCGCCAUCCCGAAAUCAACCAUGGACCUUGGUCAGAUACUGAAGUCGCUCAAGUCAAAGCUCUAGCCGCAAAUUAUCCGGAUGGGCGGGUCAACUGGGUCAAAGUAGCGGAGCAGCUCGGUACUAAUCGCACGCCCAUCGACUGUAUGCGAACUGCCGUGCCUCGCAGGACACACGUCUGGACUGCCGAAGCGGACGAUCGGCUCCUCGAAGCAGUGAAGAUAUAUGGACUUGAGAAUUGGCUGUUGGUUGCGCGUUUCGUCUCCGAAGAUGCUACUGCACAACAGUGCCAGAACCGAUAUCACCGGACAUUGGAUCCGGAGCUCGCACGAGGGCCGUGGACCGAGGAAGAGGACAAUCGUCUGCGCCGCGCCGUAGAGGCAUAUGGUCAUGCGUGGCUGGAGGUUGCGACGUGCGUUCCGGGCAGAAGUAAUGAGCAGUGCCGGGAUCGGUGGAACGAGCGGUUGAAUCCUAAAGUUAUCAAGGGUAAGUGGAGCGAAGAGGAGGAUCGAGCACUCAUCGAAGUCGUUGGGAGAUUGGGAGAGAAAUGGAAGGAAGUUAGCGAGUCUUUGGGGACUGGGAGAACGGACAAACAGUGUCGGUCGAGGUACGAGAAGCUUCACAAGGGCAAGCAAAGGGAGAAAGAGGCCUCCACCUCCACUACGACAACGCCGGCUGUUGCAACGAACAGCUCUGGGACGCCGGACGCGCCUGCGCCAGGCCCUGCUGUUCAAUCUCAGGCUUCAUCCUCCCAAACCUGGCAGAGCCUACAAAUAAGGAUGCAAGAUUUCGGCCAAAAUGAUGGUGCAGGUUCGAGUGUCGACAAUCAAGGUGCUCAAGCCACGGCUACGACCUCGUCUCAGGCCACGCCCCGAUCCCGACCUCGGCCGAGAAAGGCGGCGGCUAAGCCUGCUGGGCGCGAUACUCCUGCUGAAGUACCUCCUAAGGAAGACGAAGCACCCGGGGGCGAUUCUAGCUCGCCACCGGCGCCAAUGGAGACAAAUACAACCGCGAACAGCUCUUCAAGAAAGAAGAGGACCCGCAAGAGCGCUGCUCCGGCUCCCGAUGCUGACGCGCCAACUCCAAAGAGAAGCAGAUCAAGCAAGAAGAAAGCGGUUCCCCCAGAUACUACCGAUAGCGAACAAGCUCAGGAUCUCCCGAACCAGCCCGGUACGUCCUAA
Molecule: messenger RNA, 1749 nt
Organism: Gloeophyllum trabeum ATCC 11539
Lineage: Eukaryota; Fungi; Basidiomycota; Agaricomycetes; Gloeophyllales; Gloeophyllaceae
Exons: 9
Coding region: 1-1749 (582 amino acids)
Source: RefSeq, a predicted model, not a curated record